ACAAAUAUAUAAAAAUUCUUUUUGCAUGUGUAAUCAUCAUCUUUAGAAUUGGUUCAAGUUUGUUGAUUUUAUUGUAGAACUAAACAUACAUAAAAAUUUUUUGAACAGUGGACUUUAUUACAGAAGAAAAGUUACUAAUUAGGUUUUAGUCAUUAUGAAGCAAAAAAUCACUUGUUGGAUUCUUGUGUCAUUGUUUUUGAUUUUUACGCAAGUUAUAAUUACUUGCUUAGCUGAUACAGAUUGCCAAGGUUAUUCUGGAUGUGGCAAAUAUGCAAGUUGUAGUAACAGUUCAUCUGGUUACAUUACAUGUACAUGUCCAUCUGGUAACUUUAACAAAGACAGUAAUUCAUCUGUGUGUGAUGAUAUCAAUGAAUGCUUUGUGUAUACUGCAGGCACUCUAUGCCCUCCAAGAACUCAAUGUUUAAAUACAAUUGGGAGUUAUUUGUGUGGAUGUCUUCCUGGUUAUAGUAUGGUUGGUAAUCUAACAAAUGCAACUACUUGUAUUGAUAUUGAUGAAUGCAGUAACACUAAUAUAUGCCCUACUAACUCUUCAUGUAGAAAUACAAUUGGCUCAUAUGUAUGCACUUGCAAUUCAGGCUUUUAUAAUAUUGGAAUUUAUGGCAACACAGUUUGUGAAGUUCUAGAUCCUUGCUCAAAAGCUACCCUAAAUAAUUGCAACAAAGAUACACAAGAUUGCAUUUCAAAUGGUCAGAACUUUACAUGUACCUGUAAAAAGGGUUACCAAGCAAUUAGUGGUGGACUGUGUUCAGAUAUAAAUGAGUGUACUGUUUAUCCACCAACGCAUAUUAAUUACCCAUGUGACCGUAAUCCUGCUAUACAAUAUUACUUUUAUGGUGGUCAUACAUGUAUUAAUAGUCCUGGAUCUUACUAUUGCAUUUGUCCGCCUGGCUAUCGAUUGGAUGUACCAACAAAAACUUGUAAAGCAAUAAAUUACUGUGCUGAUGGAAAUUUUACAUGUUCAAAAAAAUCUACAUGCACAUAUGAAAACAUACCUGGUCGGUAUAAGUGUUAUUGCAAUUCUAAUUAUUUAAAUGGAGAUGAGUUGAUCUCACCCUGCAUAGAUUUGGAUGAAUGUGCUCUUAAAAAAGACAAUUGUGAUCGUGUCAAUGGUUUUUGCAACAACACUGAUGGUUCUUUUUCAUGUGGUUGCAACCAAGGUUUUUACCAAGAUCCAAGUUCUUUAAAAUGCAUAGACAUAGAUGAAUGUUUUAAUGGCAAAGCUUGUGACUUGCGUUACAGCAUUUGUAUCAACACAGUUGGUUCUUUUACAUGCAAUUGCAAACCUGGUUAUGAAAAAAUUCCCAACACAUUGAGUCCAACUUGUAGAGAUGUUAAUGAAUGUUGUCCAGUUAACAAUUGCUACAGUGAUAGUAGCGUGGUGGCAACUUGUACAAAUUCAGUAGGCUCAUUUGGCUGUAAAUGUCCUCCUGGUUUUUGGGGAAACGGCUAUCCUUUAAAUGUAACACUGCCUUAUAAUGGAACAGGGUGUAAUGAUAUUGAUGAAUGCUUCAACAGUCCUUGUUUGGAUACCCAACAAUGUAUAAACACUCCUGGAUCUUUUAUGUGCUUGUGUAAACCUGGUUUCUAUUUAGAAAAAAAGUUAAAGUUAUGCCUCGAUAAAAAUGAAUGUCAUACGAAAAACAUCUGUGGAGACACUACUUGUGUAAACACUGUGGGAUCUUAUGUGUGUGAAUGCCCUGAAAGUAGCAUUGGAAUCAACCUCAAUGGAGUUAUUAAAUGUCAAGAUUAUUUGUCUUGGUCAUCUGAACAAAUGUUAGUUGGUGGUAAAAAAGCUGCAACAAUAACUGUUUUAAAGAAAACUUUCACCAUUAACUUUAAAGUGAAAAUAAGUUCUUAUUUUAAUGGAAACAUCAUUAAAAUUACAGAUAAUAGUGGUAAUUACAUUGAUGUUUCUGUGAAAGGUUCAAAUAUGUUGUUUUAUGUAUUUGGCAAUCAAGCAAUGGCUAAUAUAACUUUGAAUCAAUGGCUUUCUGUUGCAAUUUCUCAAUUCAAUGGAAGUUUCUAUAUCUCUUUUAAUCAAUUCAAUGUGGCCAAGUUUGACUCAACAUUCAAUGGUCCAAAUGACUAUGCAAAUAUGAACAUAAUAAUGUCUGAUCCAGCUGCAAAUGGAUCUAUCAGUGAACUGAAAAUUGCCAAUGGAGAUGCAUCAAUCUGGGGCAAAUGGCAAAUGCAAUCUCGUUGUCAGCCAGAAUGUGGUAACGGGACUGCUACAUUUGUUCGAACUUGUAACUCUCCUGCAUGCUUAUUUAUGAAUCAAAGUAAAACUGAGUUUUGUUUCAUUAUGAAUUGUAACCAAGGUUUUCCUGUUUUAAAAGAUGGCAGCUGCAAUGGCUUUGUUGAUUUUAAGAAUAACUUAGAUUUUACGUUAUUUUAUCAAACUUUCAAACUUGUUGACGUUCAGAUGAUUCUGGAAUACGUGAAAAAAUUUUCAGCUGUACAAUUGCCAUUCGUUUGUAACGACACAUUCAACCGAAAUAUUUUGGAUGACAUUAACGCAGCCUACAAUUAUUCUGCCGAUGGUUUAUCGAGCCUUUUGAAUGUUAAAAACAUCUUGCGUAAUUAUAUUAGCUGCCAACCUAAUGUUUUGAAAAAUCUACCUGGUUCCAGUCUUAUAAUGGCUAUGUUUGAGAAAUACGAUAACAUAGUGGAGCGUUAUUUUGCAGUCUCAAAUCUUUUUACUGUUAUUAAGAAUAAACAGAGAGAAGUAAAACAAAAAGUUGAUAUGUGCAGCAAACAAGGUUUGGUUAAUAUUUUGCACGACAAUGCCAAUGCUAACAAAUAUAAUAAUAUAAUGUUGUCAAGUUCAUGAUGAUGCGUUAUGGCGACUGCAGUUUUUUCAUUCAAUAUGAUUUCAUUUUGUUGUUUUGAUGUUGCACUUAUUCUUUUAAUGUUUUGAUAUGCUGAGUUUUUUAUUGUGAUCUUGUUUUUCGUGUUGGAUACGCAAACUAAUGCAACCAGAAGGUAGCUCAAUACUCGAUACACGAAUAUAAUUUUUUUACUAUGUGUUUGCAAACGACUUGGUUUUCAUAAAAGCCUAAUUUGAAAAAAAAAAACA
Hydra vulgaris (swiftwater hydra) is the source of this 3097-nucleotide messenger RNA. NCBI's taxonomy places the organism in Eukaryota, Metazoa, Cnidaria, Hydrozoa, Anthoathecata, Hydridae. The record is from RefSeq and is a predicted model, not a curated record.